Messenger RNA from Piliocolobus tephrosceles (Ugandan red Colobus), 8081 nucleotides. It is a transcript of the gene ROCK2, whose product is annotated as Rho associated coiled-coil containing protein kinase 2. NCBI's taxonomy places the organism in Eukaryota, Metazoa, Chordata, Mammalia, Primates, Cercopithecidae. Gene Ontology annotation, molecular function: Rho-dependent protein serine/threonine kinase activity; small GTPase binding; ATP binding. Bases 501 to 4433 code for a protein of 1310 amino acids. Gene Ontology annotation, cellular component: centrosome; cytoskeleton; cytoplasm. The transcript has 28 exons. The record is from RefSeq and is a predicted model, not a curated record. Gene Ontology annotation, biological process: actomyosin structure organization; cortical actin cytoskeleton organization; embryonic morphogenesis.
UAGCGGCGGCGCGCGGCCGAAGACGGGCGGCCGCGCGGGAGUGUGUGCGCCGGGAGCGGGCUGAGGGAUUGCAAGGCAGCCGGCGGCGACCAUGGCAGCGGGCCGGCGGCGGCCGUAGUGGCCCAGGCCUGGGCUUCAGCCUCCCGGGGCCCCAGAGGGCGGGGCGGUCCGGGCCGCGGCGGUGGCGGCGCCACUUCCCCGCUCCCGCCCGAGGACUCCUGCGGGCGCUCGCGGAGUACCAGCGGACCGGCGGCGCGAAUCUGACUGAGGGGCGGGGACGCCGUCUGUUCCCCGGGGCUCCCGACAGGGCCGGGCCGGGCAGGCCCCUGGGAGCAGUCCCCGGGCGGGGGACCACCGCGGAGACCCGAAGCCGGAGCUAGAGGCGGGCGGUGGGCCCAGGCGGAGUCCCGGCCGAAGCUGGUGGUGCGGGGGCGGUGCUAGGCCCCGAGGCUGCCGGACCUGAGCGCGAAGAGCCUGAGUGCGGGUCCGGCGGUGGCGGCAUGAGCCGGCCCCCGCCGACGGGGAAAAUGCCCGGCGCCCCCGAAACCGUGCCGGGGGACGGGGCCGGCGCGAGCCGCCAGAGGAAGCUGGAGGCGCUGAUCCGAGACCCUCGCUCCCCCAUCAACGUGGAGAGCUUGCUGGAUGGCUUAAAUUCCUUGGUCCUUGAUUUAGAUUUUCCUGCUUUGAGAAAAAACAAGAACAUAGAUAAUUUCUUAAAUAGAUAUGAGAAAAUUGUGAAAAAAAUCAGAGGUCUACAGAUGAAGGCAGAAGACUAUGAUGUUGUAAAAGUUAUUGGAAGAGGUGCUUUUGGUGAAGUGCAGUUGGUUCGUCAUAAGGCAUCGCAGAAGGUUUAUGCUAUGAAGCUUCUUAGUAAGUUUGAAAUGAUAAAAAGAUCAGAUUCUGCCUUUUUUUGGGAAGAAAGAGAUAUUAUGGCCUUUGCCAAUAGCCCCUGGGUGGUUCAGCUUUUUUAUGCCUUUCAAGAUGAUAGGUAUCUGUACAUGGUAAUGGAGUACAUGCCUGGUGGAGACCUUGUAAACCUUAUGAGUAAUUAUGAUGUGCCUGAAAAAUGGGCCAAAUUUUACACUGCUGAAGUUGUUCUUGCUCUGGAUGCAAUACACUCCAUGGGUUUAAUACACAGAGAUGUGAAGCCUGACAACAUGCUCUUGGAUAAACAUGGACAUCUAAAAUUAGCAGAUUUUGGCACGUGUAUGAAGAUGGAUGAAACAGGCAUGGUACAUUGUGAUACAGCAGUUGGAACACCUGAUUAUAUAUCACCUGAGGUUCUGAAAUCACAAGGGGGUGAUGGUUACUAUGGGCGAGAAUGUGAUUGGUGGUCUGUAGGUGUUUUCCUUUUUGAGAUGCUAGUGGGGGAUACCCCAUUUUAUGCGGAUUCACUUGUAGGAACAUAUAGCAAAAUUAUGGAUCAUAAGAAUUCACUGUGUUUCCCUGAAGAUGCAGAAAUUUCCAAACAUGCGAAAAAUCUCAUCUGUGCUUUCUUAACAGAUAGGGAGGUACGACUUGGGAGAAAUGGGGUAGAAGAAAUCAGACAACAUCCUUUCUUUAAGAAUGAUCAGUGGCAUUGGGAUAACAUAAGAGAAACGGCAGCUCCUGUAGUACCUGAACUCAGCAGUGACAUAGACAGCAGCAAUUUCGAUGACAUUGAAGAUGACAAAGGAGAUGUAGAAACCUUCCCAAUUCCUAAAGCUUUUGUUGGAAAUCAGCUGCCUUUCAUAGGAUUUACCUACUAUAGAGAAAAUUUGUAUGUAGUUUAUUAUCUAUUAAUAUUUACUGUUUUUAGAAUCUCAAUUAAGUGUGUGUAUGUGUGUUAUGUUAAGCUUGCCACUGAAAUGCUUUUUAUUAUAGUUAACAGCUUAAAAGAUCAACUUGAAGAUUUGAAAAAAAGAAAUCAAAACUCUCAAAUAUCCACUGAGAAAGUGAAUCAACUCCAGAGACAACUGGAUGAAACCAAUGCUUUACUGCGAACAGAAUCUGAUACUGCAGCCCGGUUAAGGAAAACCCAGGCAGAAAGUUCAAAACAGAUUCAGCAGCUAGAAUCUAACAAUAGAGAUCUACAAGAUAAAAAUUGCCUGCUGGAGACUGCCAAGUUAAAACUUGAAAAGGAAUUUAUCAAUCUUCAGUCAGCACUAGAAUCUGAAAGGAGGGAUCGAACCCAUGGAUCAGAGAUAAUUAAUGAUUUACAAGGUAGAAUAUCUGGCCUAGAAGAAGAUUUAAAGAACGGCAAAAUCUUAAUAGCGAAAGUAGAACUGGAGAAGAGACAACUGCAGGAGAGAUUUACUGAUUUGGAAAAGGAAAAAAGCAACAUGGAAAUAGAUAUGACAUACCAACUAAAAGUUAUACAGCAGAGCCUAGAACAAGAAGAAGCUGAACAUAAGGCCACAAAGGCACGACUAGCAGAUAAAAAUAAGAUCUAUGAGUCCAUCGAAGAAGCCAAAUCAGAAGCCAUGAAAGAAAUGGAGAAGAAGCUCUUGGAGGAAAGAACUUUAAAACAGAAAGUGGAGAACCUAUUGCUAGAAGCUGAGAAAAGAUGUUCUAUAUUAGACUGUGACCUCAAACAGUCACAGCAGAAAAUAAAUGAGCUCCUUAAACAGAAAGAUGUGCUAAAUGAGGAUGUUAGGAACCUGACAUUAAAAAUAGAGCAAGAAACUCAGAAGCGCUGCCUUACACAAAAUGACCUGAAGAUGCAAACACAACAGGUUAACACACUAAAAAUGUCAGAAAAGCAGUUAAAGCAAGAAAAUAACCAUCUCAUGGAAAUGAAAAUGAACUUGGAAAAACAAAAUGCUGAACUUCGAAAAGAACGUCAGGAUGCAGAUGGGCAAAUGAAGGAGCUCCAGGAUCAGCUUGAAGCAGAACAGUAUUUCUCAACCCUUUAUAAAACACAAGUUAGGGAGCUUAAAGAAGAAUGUGAAGAAAAGACCAAACUUGGUAAAGAAUUACAGCAAAAGAAACAGGAAUUACAGGAUGAACGGGACUCCUUGGCUGCCCAACUGGAGAUCACCUUGACCAAAGCAGAUUCUGAGCAACUGGCUCGUUCAAUUGCUGAAGAACAAUAUUCUGAUUUGGAAAAAGAGAAGAUCAUGAAAGAGCUGGAGAUCAAAGAGAUGAUGGCUAGACACAAACAGGAACUUACCGAAAAAGAUGCCACAAUUGCUUCUCUUGAAGAAACUAAUAGGACACUAACUAGUGAUGUUGCCAAUCUUGCGAAUGAGAAAGAAGAAUUAAAUAACAAACUGAAAGAUGUUCAAGAGCAACUGUCAAGAUUGAAAGACGAAGAAAUAAGCGCAGCAGCUAUUAAAGCACAGUUCGAGAAACAGCUGUUAACAGAAAGAACACUCAAAACUCAAGCUGUGAAUAAGUUGGCUGAGAUCAUGAAUCGAAAAGAACCUGUCAAGCGUGGUAAUGACACAGAUGUGCGGAGAAAAGAGAAGGAGAAUAGAAAGCUACAUAUGGAGCUUAAAUCUGAGCGUGAGAAAUUGACCCAGCAGAUGAUCAAGUAUCAGAAAGAACUGAAUGAAAUGCAGGCACAAAUAGCUGAAGAGAGCCAGAUUCGAAUUGAACUGCAGAUGACAUUGGACAGUAAAGACAGUGACAUUGAGCAGCUGCGGUCACAACUCCAAGCCUUGCAUAUUGGUCUGGAUAGUUCCAGUAUAGGCAGUGGACCAGGGGAUGCUGAGGCAGAUGAUGGGUUUCCAGAAUCAAGAUUAGAAGGAUGGCUUUCAUUGCCUGCACGAAACAACACUAAGAAAUUUGGAUGGGUUAAAAAGUAUGUGAUUGUAAGCAGUAAGAAGAUUCUUUUCUAUGACAGUGAACAAGAUAAAGAACAAUCUAAUCCUUACAUGGUUUUAGAUAUAGACAAGUUAUUUCACGUCCGACCAGUUACACAGACAGAUGUAUAUAGAGCAGAUGCUAAAGAAAUUCCAAGGAUAUUCCAGAUUCUGUAUGCCAAUGAAGGAGAAAGUAAGAAGGAACAAGAAUUUCCAGUGGAGCCAGUUGGAGAAAAAUCUAAUUAUAUUUGCCACAAGGGACAUGAGUUUAUUCCUACUCUUUAUCAUUUCCCAACCAACUGUGAGGCUUGUAUGAAGCCCCUGUGGCACAUGUUUAAGCCUCCUCCUGCUUUAGAGUGCCGCCGUUGCCAUAUUAAGUGUCAUAAAGAUCACAUGGACAAAAAGGAGGAGAUUAUAGCACCUUGCAAAGUGUAUUAUGAUAUUUCAACGGCAAAGAAUCUAUUAUUACUAGCAAACUCUACAGAAGAGCAGCAGAAGUGGGUUAGUCGAUUGGUGAAAAAGAUACCUAAAAAGCCCCCAGCUCCAGACCCUUUUGCACGAUCAUCUCCUAGAACUUCAAUGAAGAUACAGCAAAACCAGUCUAUUAGACGGCCAAGUCGACAGCUUGCCCCAAACAAACCUAGCUAACUGCCUUCUAUGAAAGCAGUCAUUAUUCAAGGUGAUCGUAUUCUUCCAGUGAGAACAAGACUGAAAUAUGAUGGCCCAAAAUUUAUUAAAAAGCUAUAUUUUCCUGAGAGACUGAUACAUACACUCAUACAUAUAUGUGUUCCCCUUUUCCCUGUAAUACAAAUUACAAAUCUGGGCUCCUUUGAAGCAGCAGGUUGAACCAACAAUGAUUGGUUGAUAGACUAAGGAUAUAUGCAACUCUUCCAGACUUUUCCAUAAAGCGCUCUCGGCAGUCACUCACACUACAAUGCACACAAGGAUUGAGAAGAGUUAAAGUCUAAAGAAAAUGUCUUUUCUAGCUUCAACAGAGAGGUUUCACCAGCACAUUUACCAGAAGAAUCUGGGAAUGGAUUCCACUACAGUGAUAUUGACUGCAUCUUUAAGAAGUGACCAUUAUACUGUGUAUAUAUAUAUAAACACACAACAUAUAUAUAUAUAUAUAUAUAUAUAUAUAUAUAUAUAUAUAGUACGCUAAUACUGCAAGGUUUUUUAAACUUCCCACUUUAUUUUUUUAUACACAUUAAUCAGAUAUCAUUACUUACUGCAGUUGCAACUAUGCACUUGUAUAAAGCCAUAAUGUUGGAGUUUAUAUCACUCAUUCCUGUGUACCUGAUGGAAGUUGCAUGUUCAUGUUUAAGCAGUUACUGUAACAAGAAGUUUAAAGUUAAUUAUAUCAGUUUCCUAAUGCUUCAUGAUAGGCAACUUGACCCAUUUUGAAUGCCUUAAUUUAAUUUUUUUCAAAGUCUCAGCCCUUUCUGUAUUAAAAAACAAAAAAAGUGUUUACCAGCUCUUAGGAUGUAAACUAGCUUUGUGGAAGAGAAAUCGUGCACUAUUUUUACACAUAAAUAGUUACAUCAAUGUCAGCCUAUUUUGAUUAACAAAUGUUUUUAAAGUAUUAUUGGUUCUAGAAACAAUAAUGGAUGGUGUUGGAACUAAUAUAUCCUUGAUGUCUAUUAUUCAUUCAACCCUUUUUACAGACCUCAGUAUUAGUCUGUGACUACAAAAUAUUUUCUUUGCUUUAAAUUUGCUGGCUACCCUAGAUAUGUUUUUAUUCCUGGUAAAGACAUUUGUGAUUACGUUUUCACACUAAGAUUCAAAAAUUUUCCCAAAUACAAAGAAAACUAAGACGGACUGUAGAUACAUUUUAAAUAUUUAAAUAUGAUCCUCAGACAUACAGCUGUGUGUGGCAAUAUUUUAAUACUGGGUUAAGAAAACUGGUAACUGGGAAGAAGUGGCCUCAAAGGCACUUAAUUUGAUUUUUAUUUUUUAAAUGCUGUCAAAAUUACAGUUUAUGCAGGGCCAUUCGUGUUAUAUUCUCAUGAUCCCAGAUAAGUGUAUGUUUUAUACUGCAACAGUAUGCAGCAAUAGUAAGCAUCAAGUUUUUGUUUCUUGUUUUUUGUUUUUUUAAAUUAUGAAGUCUUUUAACAGUCUCUCUUUAUAUAAAUACACACAGAGUUUGGUAUGGUAUUUAAAUACAUCAUCUGGCCGGGCGUGGUGGCUCACGCCUGUAAUCCUAGCACUUUGGGAGGCUGAGAUGGGCGGAUCACCUGAGGUCAGGAGUUCAAGACCAGCCUGGCCAACAUGGUGAAACUCUGUCUCUACCAAUAUACAAAAAUUAGCCGGGCAUGAUGGCGGUUGCCUGUAAUCCUGCUACUCGGGAGGCUGAGACAGGAGAAUUGCUUGAAGCCAGGAGACAGUGGUUGCAGUGAGCCAAGACCGCACCACUGCACUCCGGCCUGGGCAGCUGAGCGAGACUCCGUCUCAAAAAAAAAAAAAAAAAAAGUCAUCUAAUAUUUCGAUGAAGGAAGUAGACAUUUUUCAUUGAUUCCCUCUGACAUCAGUUAGAGAUGUUUAAAGAGUUAGAUCCCCACAAUAGAUAGUAUUGUGGAAACUGAAGAGUAGCCACUGGCCUACUGAUAGACUGAAACUGAUUUUGUUAUUCUUAUGUUCUCCAGUCUGCACUCUGCUGUGCUGUCUGUGCUCAGACUAGAUGUGCAUGCCGUUUCCCUUGCAGGUGUGUUCUGCAGCUCUGGUUUUGGGGGACAGCUCUUUUUUAAGUAAGAUUAAAAAAUAAAAAAUAUAUAAAAUUUAUAUAGAAUAAAUAUUUCCAUUCAUUAGAGUUGUUAAAAGGAGACUGAAUUAAUAUUUUAUAUAAAGAUUUUGUUACAUUAUGGGAGGUUCUAUCCUAUUCUGAAUUGGAGAGUAUAUAUAUAUAUAUAUUUUUAAUAAACUUUAUUAAGGUGAAAUAAUUUCAAGUUUACACGAGUAACAAAUAUUUGAGUAAAAAAGGCAAAAGUUUAAAUUUGGAAUGCUGUAUAUAUUAGAGAAUAUGAGGAAUCAUGGUGUGACCAACUGUACAAGGAAGAUUCAUAUGAAGGUCUUAGGGGAAAAAUAAUUCUGAAGGGUGAAAAAAAAAUCUCUCCCAUGGAGAUUCUUCACAUUAUAUGGUUUGACGUAAGGGUUUAUAAGGUUGUUUGUCCAACUAAUGAAAAUGCGCUUAAUAAAACAUUCUGGCCUUGGGUGAGAAUUCGCUUUUUACCGCAUUGCCGCUUUCACGUACAUACAUGAGUGCAUGCAUCUAUAAAUGUGUUUUCUUUCCAACACUUAUUAAAUAUGAAACAACCUGAUUUUGUGCUCGUUUCUCUUUUUUCUUGAGGCCCUAAAGCUUCCAAGAUAAAUAUUUAUAAGACUAAAAGUUGCUUGUUCCUUCACACCUGAUUUCUCCUAGAGCCAUAAAUACCUCCUGUGGGGAACUAAGAAAUCAUGAAUACUGGGAUUUUCUUAUUGGAUUUUUUACUUUUGUUUUGUGGGGAUGACGAGACAGAAGUGAAAGGAAAACUGGUGCCGAUAUUGCUGUUUAAAUUAUAGUGAAAGUUUUUAAAGUAUUCAUUUUAAAAAACCAUGUUCUCUAGAAACAAAUUUUUAAAAUCUAUAUGAAAGUUUUAAAAUGUUCUAGCUAACUAAUGGAUAAGCAUACCAGUAAAGCCAAAAUAAAGGUUAGUGCUUUUAAAACUAACCUGUGUUAGAGUUACAUGAAUCCGGCUCUAAAGUAUCUAUUUUGCAUCCAUUUAUCUAUAGAUCCUAAACAGAAAUACUCUAGGUUGCUACACCACAGUUUUAAGAAGUUAUGCUGCGGCUGUUAUUCUCUUCUAGGAUUCCGGUGGUAAAGUAGAGAAACUCGGACACUGUAUUAACCUUAUUGAAACAUGCUUUAAAUCGUGUCUAAAAUCUGAUUUCACUGCCGAGCUUCUCAGUCUGCAUUGACACUGCUACUGACUCACCUCUCCUUCCCUGGAAUAAGGCUUCAGCUUCCCUAUGUUGUGAAGAUACCAUUUGUAAGCACUUUGAACAUAAGCACUGUGUGACAGCGCUGGAUAUCAUGCUUGGGGGGGCCUCUCCCUGACUCCCAUCCCCGUAAUAAUGAGUUUUGUUUGAAAUUGUAAUAAGUAAUGAACUGCAUGGUUUAGAAAAUCAUAAAUAUUUAAUCAGCUGUCCCCUCUGAACAAAAAUUGCACCCCUUUUUCUUUUUUAAAGUUUUGUUGCAUCUUGGUAGUGUGUAAUUGUAUUUCAUGCCUGCUUUUUAUAAAAAAAAAUAAAAUGGAGACAUAA